GCAACUCUAUGAACAGUAUCAGUUGUGUGACUUAUGUUUUCGUUUUGCAAAAUUACACAUUUUAGCAGUAAAUACUAAAAUUAAGUGCAAACUAUAAAGUGCAAACAAGAAUUAACAGUGCGGGCCACAAUUAAAACGUUUUGGGUAUAAAGCGUUGAGCUUUUGUAACAUAGAGAUAAACACUGUGACUCAUUUAGACGACAACAACAAAGAAAAGUUAUAAACAAAUACAAUGGCUGCUAUGAAAGGUUUGAUUAUCUGUGCAUUUCUUUCGUGUCUGGGCAUGACAUUUCUGAUAUUGGCCUGUGCCGUGCCCACACCAAAGAUAUUUUAUCCAUUCUUUGUGCUCAUCUUCUAUGUGUUGUCGGUGCUGCCAGUGUUUAUAGCAAAGCGCACUACGCCUGGCAACGAAACUAAUCCCAAAACUGAAUUUGCGCUCUUCCUUACCGCCGGAAUGGUACUCAGUGCUUUUGCUCUACCCAUAGUGCUGGCUCAUUCGGCAGUUAUAACCUGGACGGCCUGCACCUUAACGCUUAUUAGCAACGUUAUUAAUUACUCCACUAUGUUUGGCUAUGCCAUGCGAGAUGAAGGCUUCGAUGCGCCAUACGGUGGCAUGUUCUAGGAUCUCUGCCAUGUAGUGCAGCUUAACUAUAUAAUCGAAAAUUCAAAAAGCAGUUUUAGUGCUAAGCAGCAGUUUUGUUUUAAAUGCAGACACAGCAGUCAAAUCUCACACGUAUUUAAAGAAACGAAAUUAAUGAAUAAUGUGUAAUAAAAAUAUCAGUCAAUGAAACAUAA
Drosophila busckii is the source of this 795-nucleotide messenger RNA. Its product is annotated as leptin receptor gene-related protein. Gene Ontology annotation, cellular component: endosome. The transcript is spliced from 3 exons. The record is from RefSeq and is a predicted model, not a curated record. Gene Ontology annotation, biological process: late endosome to vacuole transport via multivesicular body sorting pathway. Lineage: Eukaryota; Metazoa; Arthropoda; Insecta; Diptera; Drosophilidae. The coding region runs from base 233 to 622 and encodes 129 amino acids.